AUGGGGAAGAUACCGAAAAAUGAUAUUGCUGUGACGACAAAUUCAUCUCUUUCAUUGCUUUUAACUGAAGCAUCAGUGAAUCAACUGUGGUCAUUGUAUGUUUUGGGAAUCACAGAUCCAUCUGCGAAGAAAGUGCAGGCAGAGUUGCAAAGAGCUACACAAGAGUACUUUUUGGAGACAAUCAGACUAGAUGUAGAAAACCGUUUUGUGGUUAGCAUGCCUUGGCUGGAAGAUCAUCCUCCAUUGCCAACCAACUAUGAUCUGGCGUAUAAGAGAUUGAAUUCGAAUGUCAAUCGGCUUAAAUCACAGUCUAUUUUUAAAGAGUAUGAGCAAGUUUUUAAUGAAUGGAUGGAGGAGGGAAUAAUAGAAGAAGUAACAGAUAAUUGUGAGGAAAAUGUACACUAUCUACAUCAUUGGGCAGCAAUUAAACCAAGUAGCACUACCAAAAUCAAACGCGUAUUUGAUGCUUCAGCUAAGGCCAAAGGUUUUCCAAGUAUAAAUGAUUGCUUAGAGAAGGGUGAAAAUCUUAUUGAAUUGAUACCAAGUAUUUUGAUGUGGUUUUGGACUGAGAGAAUUGGUGUCGUUUCAGACAUACGUAAAGCCGUCUUACAAAUCAGACUUACUAAAACUGAUAGGAAUUACCUAAGAUUUUUGUGGCUUAGUGAUGAAGGCUUGAAGAUUUACAGGCAUAGCAGGAUAGUAUUUGGAAUCACCUGUAGACCAUUUCUGUUGUCCUCAACUAUCAAAUACCUUCUGAUGAAUGUUUUGAAAGAAAUAAGGGAACAAAAAUCCUCUUAUCCUGAAUAUGUUGUACAAAAACUAAUGAAAAGUUUCAAUAUAGACAAUUGUGUCACGAGUGUCAAGGAUAUAGAAGAAUUGAAUAUUUUUGAAAGAGUUGCUACUGAAAUAAUGGCAAGUAGAAAAUUCGAUCUUAGAGGGUGGGAGUUCACCGACUUAACUGAGGAAAAUUCACAGCCAUCCUCAAAUGUUCUUGAUAUGAGCUGGGAUAAGAAAGAUGAUAUUCUUCAAGUCAGUACAGGUUGCAUUAAAGAGCUUAACAUUAAGAAACUAACGAAGAGAACCAUCCUGUCAGCUGCACAUAGACUUUUUGACCCCUUGGGUAUAAUCUGUCCUGUAACACUGAUCCCAAAAUUGCUUCUUCAGAGCAUUUGA
This is a messenger RNA of Parasteatoda tepidariorum (common house spider), 1173 nucleotides long. Lineage: Eukaryota; Metazoa; Arthropoda; Arachnida; Araneae; Theridiidae. The record is from RefSeq and is a predicted model, not a curated record.